UACUUGUACCCCUCCUCAGCCUCUCCUAUCCCUCUCCAUUCCAUCCCAAUUCCUCUUCACUGUCUUCUGAUACCGCUUUCUAUUCCUACCCACAUCUUCAAUCAACAUGCCUUCCGCCAUCCCAGAAGCCACUGAGCUCAAGGACCUCCUGUCCCUCAAGGGCAAGGUAGUCGUCGUCACCGGUGCCUCAGGCCCUACUGGUAUCGGAAUCGAGGCCGCCCGCGGCUGCGCUGAGUUCGGUGCCGAUCUCGCCAUUACCUACAACUCUCGCUCAGCUGGCGCCGAGAAGAACGCCGAGGAGCUCAGCCAGAAGUACGGUGUCAAGGUCAAGGCCUACAAGUGCCAGGUCGGCGACUACGCCAACGUCGAGAAGCUAGUCCAGGAUGUCAUCAAGGACUUUGGCAAGAUCGAUGUCUUCAUCGCCAACGCCGGCAAGACCGCCGACAACGGUAUCCUCGAUGCUUCCGUUGAGCAGUGGAACGAGGUCAUCCAGACCGAUCUGACUGGCUCCUACAACUGCGCCCGCGCUGUUGGUCUGCACUUCCGUGAGCGCAAGACCGGCUCGCUCAUCCUCACUGCCUCCAUGUCCGGCCACAUCGCCAACUACCCCCAGGAGCAGACCUCUUACAAUGUCGCAAAGGCUGGCUGCAUCCACAUGGCUCGCUCGCUCGCCAACGAAUGGAGGGACUUCGCCCGUGUCAACUCCAUCUCCCCCGGUUACAUUGACACUGGUCUUUCCGACUUCGUUCCCCAGGACAUCCAGAAGCUCUGGCACUCCAUGAUCCCCAUGGGCCGUGACGCCAAGGCCAAGGAGCUCAAGGGGGCUUUCCUCUACUUCGCGUCUGACGCCUCUUCCUACACCACUGGUGCCGAUCUCCUCAUUGACGGAGGCUACACCACCAGGUAAACGUCUCGCUACGAAUUAAUGUGUCAUGAUUUAUGUUUGGGAUAAGGAAAAGCUGAACGAGGUGGACCAUAUACCUGGACGCUAAAUUAAAUGUUAAAUAUUUCAACUUCCUCUCACAGC
Messenger RNA from Paraphaeosphaeria sporulosa, 1027 nucleotides. Its product is annotated as putative NADP-dependent mannitol dehydrogenase. Bases 107 to 907 code for a protein of 266 amino acids. Gene Ontology annotation, cellular component: intracellular anatomical structure. The transcript is spliced from 2 exons. NCBI's taxonomy places the organism in Eukaryota, Fungi, Ascomycota, Dothideomycetes, Pleosporales, Didymosphaeriaceae. The record is from RefSeq and is a predicted model, not a curated record. Gene Ontology annotation, molecular function: oxidoreductase activity, acting on NAD(P)H, oxygen as acceptor.